This is a messenger RNA of Enhydra lutris kenyoni (northern sea otter), 3950 nucleotides long. RefSeq names its product X-linked inhibitor of apoptosis (gene XIAP). Lineage: Eukaryota; Metazoa; Chordata; Mammalia; Carnivora; Mustelidae. The coding region runs from base 1653 to 3146 and encodes 497 amino acids. Gene Ontology annotation, cellular component: cytoplasm; nucleus. The transcript is spliced from 8 exons. The record is from RefSeq and is a predicted model, not a curated record.
CAUCUAUUAAUGUCAGUAGUGGUUCAAAUCAGGAAGCCUUUUUAUGGCUUAACCAAGGAUGCAAGAGGUAUCCUACAAGAGAGUGCAAAAGAUGCAGUCCUUACAAGAUCCUGAAAAUUCACUCCCAAAGAUAGUCAGAAAGUAAAGCCCUUUGUUGUUACAGGCUGUAAGAAUGGUAUGAAAACCUUGUCUCUGUUUUCUCACAAAAAACACCUCCAGUCCCAGACCCACUAAUCUGACACCAGACAUUACUAGAAUGGGUUUUUUCCAACACUAGGAAAACAAAGAAUGUUGCCAUAAGAGCCACUUAUGGACUGGGAUGGGACCCCUUCUGACAGACUCCCCUGAGAGCUGGCACAGUUAGAUGAAAAGAGUGCUGCUUGUGAUUUCAUGUCUCAGAACCCCAGUCUCUUUGGCCAUCAAGAUGCACAUACAUCAAGAUGCACACUGGUAUGUGCAUCUUCUGGCUGGCAGAGACAAGAGACAAUAUUCUCACUGGUCAUACAACCACACUCUCUAAGACAUAGAACAAGACAAAAGGAAAACCUUAUUUAGCUUCUUGUAUAUGUAUGUUAACAGCUUUAGCUAAGCCAGUCUCUCGAACUAAACUAAUACCUAAGAUGGAUGUUCCACUGGUUGGGGGAUCGUGUGGUGGUUUACAGAGUAACUUGCAUGGAAUUUUUUUUGAGUUUGACAGGUGACCUAAUAGGAAUCUAACCUGUUCUGUUCCAACUUACUCUAUUACAGGAGUCUUUGGAUUACGUGGCCAGUGCUGUAAUAGCUCUUAAAUACUUGACCCAUACCCUCCAAUCUUGUGACUUUGGCUUCCAAGAUGUUUCUUAGCAACAGCGUUUACCUCAUGUGCUCAUUAACCCACAGCAAAGUUUGUAUAAACAGACACCGGUCUGGUGAGAACCAUGAGUUCACCAAUCAGUGAGGCCGGCUUGAACAGCAGACUUAUAGGGCCUGAGCCUGUGUUCUCUACCCUAUGGUCUUCCUUCUUAUGACAACACAGCAGAGACAAAGGAAAACAGUGACUGUCUCUGGGAGGAAAAGGAUCAAUAAAAAUCAAAAGUACUCAAAAAAAUCAAGAGUACUCAUAAUAGAUCUUUACCAGAGUGGCUAUACCCAAGGAACUAGUUUCACAAAUAGGUUUUCCUACUAAUCUAAAUUUAGAAAAGGAAAAAAAGGACUCACACCACUCUAAUUUCCACUGGACCCUUCAGGCAGAAAUCCAGAAGACUCACAUGGAUGCCCUGGCAACCACUGUCCUGCUGAGUGCUGGGCUGCCUCUGUAUGGAGUGCCAGUUGGGCGCAUGUGCACACUGAGCUGCAGCCCAGGAAUCCACAGCUCAGCAGAUGCACCUAUCAAGGUAGCUUGGAUCUUGGUGCUCAGCUCCGCUGAGCUCCUCAGGGCUUUCACAGGGCAGCAAGGAGUGAUCUGGCAGUGCAGCUGGUAGAGGCACAGUUCCCUCCACCUCUCUUCCGGGCUCCAGUGCAGGAGGUUGAGGGGGCAGUUAGCCUAUCCACCUCCUUGCUUUCAUCUACCUCCCCCAUGACUAGGCUCCUGACCUGGGCCUGGGCUCCUGAUCCGGGCCAACAGUGCCAACCUGAGAGACUAAAAGGUGGACAAGUCCUAUUUUCAAGAGAAGAUGAGUUUUAACAGUUUUGAAGGAUCUAAAACUUGUGUACCUGCAGACAUCGAUAAGGAUGAAGAAUUUGUAGAAGAGUUUAAUAGAUUAAAAACUUUUGCUAAUUUUCCAAGUAGUAGUCCUGUUUCCGCAUCAACACUAGCACGAGCUGGUUUUCUGUAUACUGGUGAAGGAGACAUCGUGCGGUGCUUUAGUUGUCAUGCAGCAGUAGAUAGAUGGCAAUAUGGAGACUCAGCAGUUGGAAGACACAGGAAAGUAUCCCCAAAUUGCAGAUUUAUCAAUGGCUUUUAUUUUGAAAAUACCGCUGCACAACCUACAAAUCCGGGUAUACCAAAUGGUCAGUAUAAAGUGGAAAGCUUCCUGGGAAACAGAAAUCAUUUUGUUUUAGACAGGCCAUCUGAGACUCAUGCAGACUAUCUUUUGCGAACUGGGCAGGUCGUAGAUAUAUCAGACACCAUAUACCCGAGGAACCCCGCCAUGUGUAGUGAAGAAGCUAGACUAAAGUCCUUUCAGAACUGGCCAGACUAUGCCCACUUGACCCCAAGAGAGUUAGCUAGUGCUGGACUCUACUACACAGGUAUUGAUGAUCAAGUGCAGUGCUUUUGUUGUGGUGGAAAACUGAAAAAUUGGGAACCGUGUGAUCGUGCAUGGUCAGAACACAGGCGACACUUUCCCAACUGCUUCUUUGUUCUGGGCCGGAAUGUUAACAUGCGAAGUGAAUCUGAUGUUGUGAGUUCUGAUAGGAAUUUCCCAAAUUCAACAAAUGUUCCAAGAAAUCCAGCCAUGGCAGAUUACGAAGCACGGAUCAUUACUUUUGGGACGUGGAUAUACUCAGUUAACAAGGAGCAGCUUGCAAGAGCUGGAUUUUAUGCUUUAGGGGAAGGUGAUAAAGUAAAAUGCUUUCACUGUGGAGGAGGGCUAACUGAUUGGAAGCCCAGUGAAGACCCUUGGGAACAACAUGCUAAGUGGUAUCCAGGGUGUAAAUAUCUGUUAGAAGAGAAGGGACAAGAAUAUGUAAGCAAUAUUCAUUUAACUCAUUCACUUGAGGACUCUAUGGUAAGAACUGCUGAAAAAACACCAUCAUUAACUAAAAGAAUUGAUGAUGCCAUCUUCCAAAAUCCUAUGUUACAAGAGGCUCUACGAAUGGGAUUCAAUUACAAGGACAUUAAGAAAAUAAUGGAGGAAAAAAUUCAGACAUCUGGGAGCAACUAUACAUCACUUGAGAUUCUGGUUUCAGAUUUAGUGAGUGCUCAGAAAGACAAUACACAAGAUGAAUCAAGCCAAACUUCAUUGCAAAAAGAGAUUAGUGCUGAAGAGCAGCUAAGGCUCCUGCAAGAGGAAAAGCUUUGCAAAAUCUGUAUGGAUAGAAAUAUUGCUGUGGUUUUCAUUCCUUGUGGACAUCUGGUCACUUGUAAACAAUGUGCUGAAGCAGUUGACAAAUGUCCCAUGUGCUACACAGUCAUUACUUUCAAGCAAAAAAUUUUUAUGUCUUAAAAAAUUUUAUGUCUUAAUCUAACUCUACAGUUAGGCGCAUUAUGUUCUUGUCAUUACCCUGAUUGAGUGUGUGAUGUGAACUGACUUUAAGUAAUCAGCAUUGAAUGCCAUUAGCAUUUGCUACCAAGUAGACAAAAUGUAAACUACAAUGUUCUAGUUCAUAAUCUAAAAUUUGAAUUUCUGGAUUUUGGGGGAUAUUAGAUAUGUUGUAUAUCUCUUUUUUUACUCUUAUUUAAUUGAAAUCUAGACUAAGAAGCAUCAUACUGUAACUGAUCACAAUGUGUAUUUGUAGUACACUAACUUAGUUUCUAAGUGUAAGUGAAUUAAUCAGCUGAAUUUUUCAUUCUUUUCAUAGAGGCUUAACAAAUGGAGCAUUCUUUGUAAACGUGGAGAUUAGAGUUAAUCUCCCCAAUCACAUAAUUUGUUUUGUGUGAAAAGGAAUGAACUGUUCCACACUGGUGGAAAGAUAGAGAUUAUUUUUAGAUGUUUGUCUUUGUGUUUUAGUAUUUUGUCCAUUCUGUUUUAAAAUUAGACACACGUGCUUGGAUGGGUGAUUGUAAAAAAUUAUUUUGUCAUUGUUAAAAGGGUAUUUAAGGAUAGAAUACCAUCUAGCCAACAUGUACUGACAUGGAAAGAUGUCAAAGAUAUAUUAAGUGUAGGCUGAAGUGGCAAAACACUGUGUAUAGAAUGAGUCAGAUGAAGGUGUGUGUGUUUUGUAUAUGUAUAGAACAAAAGAUUUGGAUCGAUAAAGCCAAACUGUUAAGUGUGGUUUCUCUUGGUGGGGGGAGGGUAGGGCCCAGAGGG